AUGGAUCACAAUGAUUCCGAAGAGGACCCAACAUCGGAUUACGGAGAUUCUAUAGCAACCUCCGAAUUCACAUCAGUCAACACGAGGGAACUUUACUCAUACGAACACGGAAGACGUUAUCAAGGCUUUCUACGUGGUCGCUACGGCCUGCCGAAUGACGAUGCCGAGCAAGUUCGUGAAGGCUUAAAGCACAAGCUGUAUUUGGACUAUCUUAUGGAUGGCGAGCUGUUCCUUGCUCCGAUUGGUGAUAACCCACAGAAGAUUGUCGACCUUGGUACUGGUGUUGGUAUGUGGGCACAAGAUGUCGCGGAGAACUUCCCCAGUGCACGUGUUAUAGGAACAGACCUCUCGCCAAUCCAACCACAUUGGACUCCUCCGAAUGUCGAAUUUCGCGUGGAAGAUCUUGAGGACGAAAACCGCCCUUGGACGAGCAUCUAUGCAGAUGCAGAUUUGAUCCAUGUCCGAGCUUUGCUACAAACACUGCGUAAACCAAGGCAACUAUUAGAAAGGGCUUUUGAAAAGCUGAAACCAGGUGCUUGGAUCGAGAUACAUGAGAUUGUCCCUUUCGUGUUUUCUGACGACGACACCGCUGGGUAUGAUCACCCUAUGAACAAAUUCUACCGACUAGUCGAGGGCCCAUUCACUGAAUUAUAUGGCUGGAAUUUACGCUUUCCUUUCCAGAUCGUUCAAACGGUCGCUGAUGUCGGCUUCAUCAAUGUCAACGAGCGACACUCAUUCACACCUGUAGGCCGAUGGCAUCAGGAGGCAAAAAUGAGAGAGAUGGGAAUAUUCACACAAAAUAUUCUUGAAGACUGGGCUACGGCCAUGCUUGAUCGCCCAAGCAUUAUGGGGCUUACAGAGGAGGAGGCACAUGAGCUUUGGCAUAGCAUUUUCGAAACUUUUAACAAUACGCGCAUCCACGCACAGCUCGAUUGGAUCGAUUGCUGGGCGCAGAAGCCACUCUGA
Messenger RNA from Fusarium pseudograminearum CS3096, 966 nucleotides. RefSeq lists its product as uncharacterized. The transcript is spliced from 4 exons. Bases 1 to 966 code for a protein of 321 amino acids. NCBI's taxonomy places the organism in Eukaryota, Fungi, Ascomycota, Sordariomycetes, Hypocreales, Nectriaceae. Gene Ontology annotation, molecular function: methyltransferase activity. The record is from RefSeq and is a predicted model, not a curated record.